UCUGAAAAUCGAGGACGUGAUACUUGAUCAUCGUCUACUGGGAGUCUGAUCUAAACAUGGAUGGCAACUGCUCGGGAAGAUAGCACUGAUUUAGGAGUCACCUCCUGCUCCAUUCUGAAGAUCAAUCUGCCAGGUACACUUCAUCGAUAUUAUUUUGGAUCCGGAUGGGUCUCUCGCUGUGGCUGGUGCCCAAUCCCGCUCAAUUGCAACUUAUCCAAAAGGUGUUGCCAAAGCAGCCUGAGACACGUCCAGUGUCCGCUGCUUCCUAUCCAGAGAUAACCCCUCAUAUCACACUGGCAAGCUCGAGAAAGGCAACGCAGGAUGCACUUCUACGAGCCAUACCAUCUACUUUGCAUCCAAUCCCAGUCGAGUUCCAGAAGCUUGAGGUCGGCGAUCAUUAUUUUAGGUCUGUCUUCAUAUCUGUGAAGAAGACGACCGAACUCGUCGCGCUGCAUGAACAUAUUAUGGCCGCGCUUGACAGGGAUGGAGCAUCGCCUUCAGCCCCAGCAUUUCUGCACGUGUCCAUCAGUUAUAUUGCAGAUGAAGAUGGGGUUGCUGAGCGGAAGAAGGCCGCUGAUGAGCUGCGGGCCACCACAGUUGUUGAGGGUCCAGAGACGGGCCUAGAUGAUGCAGAAUCAGUUGUUCUUCGCUGUGGGGACUCCGAGGGAGGGCGUGUGUGCCUCACGGGCUUUGAAGGCACAGAGGUGUGGAUCGUCCGGUGCGAAGGACCGGUACAACACUGGCAAGUGUUACAUAAAACAACAGCGACACCAGGCGUUGCCCAGGAUUGAGGACUAGGUUCAUGGUGACAAUAACGACAGGACUCCAUUACUGCAGUGUAGGUUUGUUACAUGAUGUACGGAAUAAGGAAUUGUAGUGAUACAAUUAUUUUUCGAGAUUGGUUGGGAGGUGCGAGGAACGAUUGGUAUGCGGACUAGAUCAACGUGAGUGAAAGCGGGA
Molecule: messenger RNA, 960 nt
Organism: Suillus subalutaceus
Lineage: Eukaryota; Fungi; Basidiomycota; Agaricomycetes; Boletales; Suillaceae
Product: 2',3'-cyclic-nucleotide 3'-phosphodiesterase
Exons: 2
Coding region: 165-791 (208 amino acids)
Biological process (GO): cyclic nucleotide metabolic process
Molecular function (GO): 2',3'-cyclic-nucleotide 3'-phosphodiesterase activity
Source: RefSeq, a predicted model, not a curated record